AUGAAGUCAAAAAACGGAGGGUCUUUGCUCGACUACCAAGGGAACGGAGACAACGGUGGAUGCCACUAUGGAAGACAAAGGCCCACCUUGAAUUUCAAUGUCACACCAAAACUGCCUAGUUCGUUAAAGCUCGAUAAUAUUGACAAACAAGUCGAUGUGAUGGAAGCCCAAAACAGACCCAUCGCCGGCGGCGAUGGAGACCCGACAAUCGGCCCGAACCUCCAAAUGGUGAGUGAAGAAGUGCAAGACCCGAACCCGACCCGACAUCUCCAUCACCGACUCAACCUCCAGACUCGGCCCGACCCGGAACCCGCCGAGCCCAUCCGUUACGCUCGGGACGACGCUUUCGGGCCGGGCGGGGGCUGGAGCGACGCCGCCGGCGAGGGGGAAUGGUUGGACGGAGAAUGUGGCGGCCAUGUAGCGGGUCCGGCCGGCGUCGACUUUUCCGGCGGGUAUGAACAUGAGGCCGACCUGGGCGCCGGCGUGGAGGAGGCGGAGGGAGCUGUCGUAGUGGGUGAAGGCGGCGCGGUUGGGGUUGGUGAGGGUGGCGUACUGGGAGAAGGUGAACCCGACGGUGGAGUUGGCGGCGGAGAAGGCCGGGAUCUGGACGGCGUUGACGGCGAGGAUGGGGGGCUUGGGCUUGAAUACGGUGAAGAAGGCGAUGAGGGCGACAAUGACGAUGAAGAUGAGGAAGACGGUGGCGACUAUGCACGAGGCGAGGUUGGUCCGGCCGGUGGGCGGCGGCUUGUUGAUGAAAGCUAA
Striga asiatica is the source of this 762-nucleotide messenger RNA. The record is from the annotation of a GenBank genome assembly. Lineage: Eukaryota; Viridiplantae; Streptophyta; Magnoliopsida; Lamiales; Orobanchaceae.